AGAAUCACGUGACAUUAUUUUUCUCCUCACUUCCGCAAAUAAACGCACUUGAGCGCGGCGGCUACGGCAGAAAGUGAAAACGGACUGUUGUCGGCCGUUAUGUGCCAUGGUGAGGCGGCCAGGAGCAACCGCCAACGGCCGUAGAAGCAGACCUGCCUAACGGUGACUGCAGCGCUGGCAGCCUUGCCUCUUCAGACCUUCCCCCUCUCCCUGUCCCGUGUCCUACCUGUGGAUUGAAGUUCAUCCUUCUAGCCUGCCGCCCUUGCCACAGACUGUGAGGACACCAUGGUGGAUGUAACCAAGUGGCCCAUUUUCAGCCUGAUGGGUCCUCAGGAGCUCGCUUCCAUACGGAAAGCAUGCGUGUUUGGAUCAUCUGCUAAUGAGGCCAUCUACAUUACCAAUGAUGAUGAGGUGUUUGUGUUUGGGCUGAACUGCAGCAACUGCCUGGGAACAGGGGACAGCCUGAGCACAAUUGUACCCAAAAAAUUGGACUUCCUGAGCGGCAGAAAGGUUGUUAGCCUGAGUUACGGUAGUGGACCCCACAUCCUGCUGGCCACAGAGGAUGGAGAGCUAUUUGCCUGGGGCCAUAAUGGCUACAGCCAGCUGGGAAAUGGGACAACCAACCAAGGAGUAGCUCCAGUGCUCGUGUCUGCCAACCUGCUCAAUAAGAAGGUCACAGAGGUGGCCUGUGGCUCUCACCACUCAAUGGCUCUGACUGAUACAGGAGAAGUGUAUGCAUGGGGUUACAAUAACUGUGGUCAAGUGGGCUCAGGCUCCACAGCGAACCAGCCCACACCCCGCAGAGUGUCCAGCUGCCUGCAGAACAAGGUGGCUGUGAGUAUCGUCUGUGGUCAGACCUCAUCCCUGGCAGUAGUGGACAAUGGAGAGGUGUACGGCUGGGGCUACAACGGCAACGGACAACUUGGACUUGGAAACAAUGGGAACCAGGUCACCCCCUGUCGACUUGUUGGUCUGCAGGGUUUAUGUGUGCAACAGAUCGUGUCAGGAUAUGCACACUCCAUGGCACUAACGGAUGAAGGGUUGCUUUACGCUUGGGGUGCCAACACAUAUGGACAACUGGGCACUGGCAACAAGAGCAACCAGCUGAGCCCAGUUCAGAUUCUGACUGAGAAAGAGAGAAUUGUAGAGAUUGCUGCCUGUCACUCCACACACACGUCAGCUGCUAAAACCCAGAGCGGUCAGGUGUACAUGUGGGGCCAGUGCAGGGGCCAGUCCAUAGUGCUCCCUCACCUGACACACUUUGCCUGUACCGAUGAUGUCUUUGCCUGCUUUGCCACCCCCUCAGUAAUGUGGAGGCUUCUCUCAGUGGAGCUCGAGUGUUGUGGGAUCUGUAUGUGUGCCGUUUUUUUCCCCCCUCCAGAACAUGAUGAUUUCUUGACUGUGGCUCAGUCUCUGAAAAAGGAGUUUGACAACCCAGAGACAGCGGACCUCAAGUUCUGUGUUGAUGGAAAAUACAUCUAUGUCCACAAAGCAGUUCUCAAGAUCAGAUGUGAACAUUUCAGAUCAAUGUUCCAGUCUCACUGGAACGAAGACAUCAAGGAGGUGAUUGAAAUAGACCAGUUCUCGUACCCUGUGUACCGUUCGUUUCUGGAGUUCCUCUACACAGACAAUGUGGAGUUGCCUCCCGAGGACGCUAUUGGGCUGCUGGAUCUGGCCACCUCGUAUUGUGAGAACCGCCUAAAACGUCUGUGUCAGCACAUUAUCAAGAGGGGAAUCACCGUCGAAAAUGCUUUUUCUCUGCUGUCUGCCGCUGUGCGCUAUGAUGCAGAGGACCUUGAAGAAUUCUGCUUCAAAUUCUGCGUUAAUCACCUGACUGAGGUGACUCAGACUGCUGCUUUCUGGCAAAUUGACGGUAAUCUGCUCAAAGAUUUCAUUUGUCGAGCCAGUCGCUGCGGAGCCUUCAAAAAUUGACCACGUCUCAAGGUGCUGAUUUGGGCUGAUGCAAAACACACGGCUGGACUCCAGGAAGGAUUUUGCCUAAUACAUCGUUACCAUCAGAUGGACAUUUGCACAUAAUUUCAGUAGAAAUCUUUAGAUUUACCAUCACUGUCAGAUUUGUGGUUCAUCUUCUUUCAGAUGACUGAAAUGACUAAAAUCAGAGCUGUAAGGUUGCAGCAUUGUUCCAUAAUGGUGUUACAGUAGCUGUUUCCAACAGUGCCUGACUUUUAAUUUACACAUUGUGUAAAGUAGGAGCUCAGAUUAAUUGAGAGACAUGCCAGUGCUUGAAGUUAUUUGUUUUUAACAAAAACUAUUCUUGCCAGUUGCCUGUCAUGGCUUUACUAUUUCUAGUAUUCUGUUUAAGUGACCAAGUUACUUGUAGGUUUUGCAUGUGUACUUUCAGGAUGAGUUUACUUCUCUUUACUAUAAGAGGUCAUCAUAGUUUGGAUGUCAUUUAGAUUGAAUGGUUUUCAGUUUGAAAUAUGAGAAUCUAAACUAAUUUUUUUUUAAUCCUUACAGUAUUUAAAGACAGGACACUGAGCCUUAAGCCUCAAAGGCUUGAUUAGAUCUGUGUAGGUCAACUUCAAGGCAGUAAAAAGGCUUCCACAGUUUUCUGUUUAGAUUGGAAGAUGGGAAUUUGGGUUUAAUCUUUACAAUUUUUUGCAUUUCAUUCUUGAUGAUCAGAUUCCAUAUGUUAGAUUGAGUUAUUAUAAGCAGCUAAAGCACCAUAAUGUAUAUUUACAGGCAGUUAAACAUGCCUGGUUGUCAGUUCACACAAACCAGAAACAUAUGAAUCCAGUUUAAGGCAUGUGACAUUUAUUAGAUUUCAAUCUGUAUUAUGAAAAGAUAAUUUUACAGUAUAAGCAUUUAUAAAGUGGUUUUUGUAACUUCUGCACUACUGCUGUGAAUAUUUUUGAAAGAUAUUUGAAACUGAGGGUCAUGAAGUGCCAGUUAAAUUAUCUAACCUAUGCAAAUAAAUAAAAACACCUUGAUCUUUUUGUUA
Messenger RNA from Oreochromis niloticus (Nile tilapia), 2962 nucleotides. RefSeq names its product RCC1 and BTB domain-containing protein 1. Lineage: Eukaryota; Metazoa; Chordata; Actinopteri; Cichliformes; Cichlidae. Gene Ontology annotation, molecular function: protein binding. The coding region runs from base 286 to 1932 and encodes 548 amino acids. The transcript is spliced from 12 exons. The record is from RefSeq and is a predicted model, not a curated record.